AUGGCAGAGCCCGAAUUAAACGUCGACAAUUUAAUACAAAGAUUAUUAGAAGUUAGAGGAUGUCGCCCAGGAAAAUCGGUACAUAUGACAGAGGCAGAAGUGAGGGGGCUAUGUUUGAAGUCCAGAGAAAUAUUUCUUCAACAACCGAUACUACUUGAACUGGAAGCUCCAUUGAAAAUUUGCGGUGAUAUUCAUGGGCAGUACACAGAUCUAUUGAGAUUGUUCGAAUAUGGUGGUUUUCCCCCAGAGGCCAAUUACCUAUUUUUGGGUGAUUACGUGGAUCGUGGCAAACAGUCAUUAGAAACAAUAUGCCUUUUGCUUGCUUACAAAAUAAAGUAUCCUGAAAACUUCUUUUUGCUUCGAGGUAAUCACGAGUGCGCCUCCAUUAACAGAAUAUACGGCUUCUACGAUGAAUGUAAGAGGCGGUUCAACAUAAAACUAUGGAAAACCUUCACUGAUUGCUUUAACUGCUUGCCCAUUUCCGCUAUCAUCGACGAAAAGAUAUUUUGUUGCCAUGGGGGUCUCAGCCCGGAUUUACAGGGCAUGGAACAAAUCAGGCGCAUUAUGAGGCCAACCGAUGUACCAGACACAGGUCUACUGUGCGACCUUCUCUGGUCGGACCCGGACAAGGACGUCCAGGGUUGGGGCGAGAACGACCGUGGCGUGUCGUUUACUUUUGGCGCGGAUGUCGUUAGCAAAUUUUUAAAUCGCCACGACCUAGAUCUUAUAUGUAGAGCUCACCAGGUGGUAGAAGACGGCUAUGAGUUUUUCGCCAAGAGGCAGCUGGUCACCCUCUUCUCGGCGCCAAAUUAUUGCGGAGAAUUCGACAACGCUGGGGGAAUGAUGAGUGUCGACGAGACCCUCAUGUGCUCUUUUCAGAUUCUGAAGCCCUCAGAGAAGAAAGCGAAGUACCAGUACCAGGGCACCAACGCAGGGCGCCCAUCCACCCCCCAGCGGAACCCAACAACAAAAAAGAAAUAAGAGCACCAGACCUACCACUAACAUUUUCAUUUGUAUUCUACCAAUGCAUUUUAACAGUGUAUUCUCUCAAUAAUGCUAUAAACAGUCGGUCUAUCUACGUGUGAAAAGUAUUGUGUAUUAUUUAAUUAUUAUUAUAAUUUGUGAUGUAUUGACUGA
This is a messenger RNA of Anoplophora glabripennis (Asian longhorned beetle), 1137 nucleotides long. RefSeq names its product serine/threonine-protein phosphatase PP1-beta catalytic subunit. Gene Ontology annotation, cellular component: cytoplasm; nucleus. The record is from RefSeq and is a predicted model, not a curated record. Gene Ontology annotation, molecular function: protein serine/threonine phosphatase activity. Bases 1 to 981 code for a protein of 326 amino acids. NCBI's taxonomy places the organism in Eukaryota, Metazoa, Arthropoda, Insecta, Coleoptera, Cerambycidae. The transcript has 6 exons.